Xyrichtys novacula (pearly razorfish) is the source of this 14345-nucleotide messenger RNA. The record is from the annotation of a GenBank genome assembly. NCBI's taxonomy places the organism in Eukaryota, Metazoa, Chordata, Actinopteri, Labriformes, Labridae.
ACCUUUCAAACUCCAGUACUGGACCAGCGAUCAUGACAAGCCAGACCUGAACAAGGCUUCAACUAUGCUCUGUGUACACCUACAAAAGGUAUUUCAACCAUUUUAGGAAUCUGUGUGCCACGUUGACGCGUGUUUUUUUAGCGUUUAGUAUAACCGCAGCCGCACAUUCAAGACAAACUCUAAAACAAACAUGAACGCCAGCCGUUGCUAGCUGUGCAACCAGCUAGCCGUUAGCUGCCACAGAUAACAAGCUAAAUAGCUGAAGUUUACAGUAACGUCAGCAACCGUUGCCAACUGUAUUAUCUAUUUAAUUUUGGUGGCGUGGUAGCUUCUUGAGAGGUAGAGUUUCACGUCCUUAACCCGAAAGAGGAAGCUUUCAUGUUGGAGGCAAAUCAAUCAGUAGAAGCUAGCCAGCUAGUUUAUGCUAGCACCAUGCCAUAACAGGCUGAGAGUCAGCUGAAGUGUUUGCUAGUGUUUCACACAGACAGGUCACUUUAGUUAGUGUGUCUGAACGGAACCAUUCAUAGUGAUUAACGUGACUGUGAUGUUAUAUAAAAGGAGAAGAGGUAAAACUGGAUAGACCAGCGUUAGAGCAGCUUACAAGGAGUUGUCAGAUGGUCAGCUAAGAACUGAGAUAAGUCAGUGUUGAAUAAUAAAAGUCAUUGAACAUGGACCAGGAAACUGUUCUGUGGUCUGACAGAUAAGAACAUACAGCUGAGAAGGCUCCUUUUUAAUAAGUGACAAUAUUUACAGGGUUUGGAGCACAGUUUGCUGCCGUCCAGAUAGGGCUGGGCGAAAUGAGAAAAAGUUCAUCACGAUAUAUUUUUUUCAUAUCAGUGGAUAUCGAUUUAUAACACGAUAUAAAAAAUGAAAUUGAACAGUGCUUAUUGGUAGCAUGUCUUUUGCAAUACAACAAGCUACUGCAUCUGUGAGGUCUUUGUGAUCUUUGAAUGGUCGGCUGUUUCGGCUGCACAGGUGUCACCCAUAGACUGUAUAUACUAUGGACAACUUUGUUCCGCCUCCCACCUGUAUAUGGAUUUGAAGCCAAAAAGCUCUCUGUAUUUCUGGGAUUUUUCUUCAUUUCCUGAAACCAGCGCUGCGCAUUCGGCGGGAGAGUCGCCAUGAUGACGCUCGGCUCAAACAGCGUAUCCCCCGGGAGAGCUACGCAAUCCCUGAACGCCAGUAGGCUGUAUCAAGUGUCAAUCAAAGAAAACAUGAACCCCCUAAUAACUUUUAAAAAUGGAGCUUCACAGAAAAAAGAGGACUUGAGCACAAAACAGUCAUACCGUAACUACAUGUCAACAUCUCAAGCAGGAGGGACAAAAAUUUAUGUUCUGUGUAAUAAAUUUCUAAAGUUUGUCCACAUCUCCAUAAGCUUUGCUGGCGGAGGCGGGAUUUAUGACCUUUACUGCAGCCCGUCACCAGAGGGUGCUGUUCUCGGAGUGGCUUCACCCAGCGAGGAGGCAGACUCUGUCAAUUCUAUAUACAGUCUAUGGUGUCACAGGCUCCUUGCUCCUUGCUCGGGGUUUGUAACCUUUUGCAUUGCGCGUGCUCUGCCGUGUGGCACUGCUUCAGGUGGUGAAAAAGAUUUGAGGUAUUCCCUAACUUUGCGGGAACAUGUACUCAACAUAAGUUGCAGUGCACAUUACUCUGCUCCGUGUCUGACCUCAAAAAAACAAAAUAUUUCCACCGAUGUUUUGGUGCCAAUGUUGUAGACAAUGUCAUCAUCUCAUGAGCCUUUUCUGCUGGAGGUAGCACUCAUUUUCAUUUUCUUUUAUUCUCUCCGACAGUGCUGUCAGCUUUACAUGUUAAAGUGCUAUGGUUGCAUGUAGCUGCAGCCCGCUACUGCGCAGUUGUUUGCUACUUGGUUCUAAUUGAUAUUGAUAUUGAGGGGAAUUAAUUUUUGAUAUAUAUCAUUAUCGUUUUAUCGCCCAGCCCUAUAUACAGGUUUUGGUUACAAUUUGCUGCCAUCCAGACCCUGUCUUUAUCAGGGAAGAUGCUGUUUAUUACAGCAAAAUAAAAGCCUAACCAUUUUGCAUGAGUUACAACACCAUGGUGUGCUAAAGUGGUCCGCCUGCAGUUCUGACUUAAAUCCUAUACAACAGUUUAACUUGUUGUCCAACCCUACUAUUUCCCAAUUAACUGAAAUUUAAUUCCCCAGUUUUAGCAUAAAACCGUUAUGGAAAACUCGGGCAGGCCAUAUCGAGCCAGGCAAGGCGGCUGGGAAAGGGGAGCAGCCUCAGACAAAGCAGAAAGCUGGAGGACCCAGGACCACGGACGAGGACAGAACUACAGAUCAGAUGGGGGUCAGCAGGGCAGGAGCCAUAGCGGGCCAUACCGGGCCAGUCCCAAGAAGGGAGGGCUGGGGCCCAUGAGUUUUUCCCCUGGUGGCUUCAGAGGAGGUCACAGCCCCUCACACAGCGAUGAACCGCGGUGGUACUCUGGUCCUGGGAACAGUGGUGGAAGUCGGGAAGAUAACUGGAGAGAACGCUCACAGCAGCAGCACUGGAGGAGGAGUACCCAGGGAGAGGGUCCAAGAGAGGACAGAGAGGACAAUGAAAGUGGUCCUAACAAAUCAGGUGAGGGCUUGAAAAUUAGCGUCAUUAAAAAAUUGAACACUGUCUUUACUGUCAUCAUUACAACAAUAAUCUGGGGCCGUCUGUUAAAGACAACAAUAUUUACACACACUUUGGCACCAGUUCUCAAGGAUGCAGGCUGCUGUACAAUCAAUCCUAGUUUGAUUCUGACUGGAGGAACUGGUCAUACUCAACCAUCGAGCACAUGUUUGCACUGCUGAUAAGCUUGACAUUUUAAAAAAAAUCAGCAAGUAAAAUUUUAACGCAUUGUUUUUUGGUUUUAAAGGGAAAAGACGAAGAAACAGAAACAAGAAAAAGCCUUUUCCCGAAGAGAGUAGAGGUCAUGAAGAGUCCACGCUCUCCGCCACAGAGCUGCGCAGCUUACGGCAGACAGAAAGGCGACUUAACAAAGAAGAGAUCUACUCCUUGAAGAAGGUACAUUUUCUCAAAUUAUUGUUAAAAAGAGACUAGAAACAAAUAAAAACAGAUUAUUUUAAAAGUAAAUAUUUUUAUUUUUGGACUUUAUCAAGUUAAAUUUUUAAAACAAAUGCUGGUUCCAAGAUUGUGUAAAACUUUAUAUCUUUUAUGCAAGUACAAUUUGUCAGUCAUUUUGGUCAGUGUUACAGAUUUUUUUGAGCUUAUGAACUGCUGCUGACUUACAAACACUUGUAAAAUCUUGAUGUUUUAUGAUACCUGUACUUGUCUCCCUGUUGAAUUCAGAGGUCUCAGAGUAACCCUGCUGCGCUGUACACCUGUACUCUGUGUGACAUUCUCCUGGAAUCAGUGUCUGAUGCUUACAGGCAUAUCAGAGACAAACGGCAUAAGAAGAGGGCCAGGGUGAGACAUGGUUUUAUUGUGCAUCAAAGCAUCAAAACAAUUACACUAUAUGUUCUCAGUCAGGUAGUGUUGCUCUGAUGCCAUUCCGCCUCAAUGUCCUGCAUGUUUGUUAUCCUUUAAAACCUGUUGUAAAUGUGUAUGUGUUUGCAUCUCCAGGAGAGGCAAGAGCAAGUGAUGCUGACGGAGAUUCUGCCUCCUGGUCCAGAGCACAUCAGUGCUGUGAGUGCCGCACUGGAAGUUGUUAUCCGAGAACACGGGCUGAAUGACGAGGAUGUUGAGAAGAGACAGAAUGUUGUCUCCGUCAUGCAAGACCUUCUUCUGUCCGUCCUGCCCGGUAAGUUAGGCACCCAAGGAGGUUGUGAUCUGAAUUCAUCCUGAUGGUGACAUUUCUGUCCAGUACUCUGGCUCGUUCUUCUUAACAUUCAUUUACUCAAAAUGACUGUCUUCUGAUUUGUGUCACUUUUAGAGAUCAGGCUCAGGCUUUAUGGAUCAUCUUGCACAAAGUUUGGAUUUAAGGAUUCUGAUGUCAACAUUGACAUCCAGUAUCCACCUCAUGUGAGUAGCCUAGUGUGUCUGAUAUCACCUGAAAGCAAUCUUUUUUAAAAAGACAAGAGUAGUCCACCUCAAUAAACGACAACAUUUCCUUCUUCUACUAUUAGAUGUAAUUAUAGUAUAUGCAUUGAAUGUGUUUGAUGUGAGUUGGACACUCUGUUUGCAGAUUUUCAUUUUAUAUUGCAGUUAUCUUACACAGAAGUUUUUCAACUACUUGUAUCCACAGAUGCAUCAGCCAGAUGUCUUGUUGUCGGUCAAAGAGACCCUCUCUGUGAGCCGUGAGUCACCUCCUACUCAUUUAUCAGCAAGAAUUUUCCUCGCUCCACUCGAGGAAACUUUGUCACGCGCUUGAGUAUUAUGGAAGUCUGAAAACUGUCAUUGUUUCCACAGCGUUGUUUGUUGAUCUGGAAGCUGAUUUUCAUGCCAGAGUGCCAGUGGUCAUCUGCAAAGAGAAAAAAAGGUGGGUGUGAACAGCACUUUCUCAUAGUAUAGAAAUCCUCCAAAUACAGACAAAAUACUUUGAUCUGGUUUUAUUACAACAUGCACAAGAGCAAUCGCUAAUGAAAACUGACUUUUUUUUUCCUACAGCGGUCUGAUCUGCAAAGUCAGUGCAGGGAAUGAAAAUGCCUUCCAAACCACCUCCUAUCUCUCUGCUCUGUCCAGUCGGGAGCCUCUCGUCCUCCCACUGGUUUUGGCAUUCAGACGCUGGGCUCAGGUAUAACACUCGAAUCUGUGAGCCAGCCAAUUACUAGAGUCCUGGAAGAAAACAGGAGUUUUUAAAACAUGACAUUUUGUUUUUUAACACUGUUCCCCCUCUUUCUUUCAUAGAUCUGUGAGAUUGACCGUGCAGAAGAAGGUGGGCUGCCACCGUACAUCUUUGCCCUCAUGGUUAUCUUCUUCUUACAGCAGCGUAAAGAGCCCCUCUUGCCUCCCUACCUAAAACAAGAGGUGUGUUUCUUUUCAUGGUUUUUCCUGAAACAAUAAUUGCAGCCCUUAUUUUGGUGUUUUUUUCCUAGUUUAACCAAAUCAUCUGACUGUCCUUUUUUAGAUCAAGGUGUUUUCACUUAGCAGGCUGUCAGACUUCAAUCUCACGCAUGUGGAGGAUGGAUUUGUACACUGGACCUAUACACCUUCCUCCAAAGAGUCCUCACAGCCAACAGAGAGCUCCACUAUAAAGGGAAAGGUAAUCAUGAAGACACAAAUAUUGUUGUGUGUGAGAGGAGUGUGUUGGUUCCUUUUAUCAAAGAAAUAGUAUCAAGUUCUAUCAUUCGAAAUAUCUUCAAACUUAGUAACAUCAAAUAGUUCCUGAAACUGAUAGUGAAGGUACUUGUGUGUAAAAGCAUAAGCUGUAUCUUCUGGUUCUUUGCAGGUUCCACUGGUGUUUCAGAGUCCUCACCAACCUGUAGAAGUUGGACUCCUCUGGGUUGAAAUGCUCCGCUUUUACUCUUUGGAGUUCAACAUUGCUGACAAUGUGAUCAGUGUGCGAACGAGUGCAGUCCUCUCGAGGGAGAUGAAAGACUGGCCAAAGAAACGCAUCGCUGUGGAGGGUUAGGAAACUUCUUCUUCUCAUGAACUUAGAAGAUUUGUCACUCUUGACUUCUGACAAAAAUCAUUACGGAUUUCAUGCAUCAAAAAUGCUAAACACCUACUUUUACAGCUGUUGCAUGGCUCACAAAUCAGGCAUCAGCUUUAAUUAUAAAACAGAAAAUGAGGUUGCAGUUUGACAAGUUUGCCAACAUGACAGAUAAUAAGUUUUGCUUUAGCACUGUAAAAAAAAUGCCAUUGCCAGCAUGAGUGAGCACACCUAUGCAGUGUUCCUACCCAGAAUGAAGCAGUAUAACUUAAGUAUGUAUUGUAUGUAAUCAAUCAAAUGUUAUUUAUAUAGCGCCAAAUCACAACAGUUGUUAUCUGAAGAUGCUUCCAAAAAAAAGAUCAGGUCUAGACCACGCUCAUUGUUUGAUAAAUUACCAAGACCCAACCCUGAGAUGGGACAGAUUUGACCCAUCUCAACUAACAUGAGUGACAGUGGGAAGAAAAAAACUUCCUUUAACAGGAAGAAACCUUGGAGAGGACCAGACUCAUGUUAGCCAGCUACCUAGCCACUGCAAGGGAGAAAUACAGACAGGGAGGGAGAAAGAGACGGGAGUAGGAGGGGGGGAAGGAGAGGGAGAACAGGCAAGGGAGAGGGAGGAAGACAGAAAAGAUAACGAGUGUGGGAGAGAGCGAGAGAAAGGGGACAGCAAUGUAUUUCAUGAUGUGUUGAUGCUGUUCAUACUUUUUAUAAGUAGAAGUUUUCAAAGGGAAACAUCUGCACGCUGUCCAACUUGCAAGGAAAGGUAAAAUUAAUUGGCAACAUUUUGAUACUAGACCUCCAUCAGUAGACUAGACUUUGCCUGAUAAAGGUCUAGUACUGAAACAUUACAGAUAAAUUUGACCUUUGCGAGUCAGACAGUGUGCAGGUGUUUCCUUUGAACCAUUUGCUGGAUACCCUGCUUUCUGUUGCACCUGUUCUAAAUAGUAGAUGUCCAAAGUACCCCGUCUAUAAGUAAAAGUUUUAAAAUUGACAGUCUUGCUUAUAAUGUUCGAAUUUGACAUCACCGUUUCGUCUUUCAGACCCUUUUGCCGUGAAGAGAAAUGUGGCCCGCACAGUGAACAGCCAGCAGAUGUUCGAGUACAUCGUCCACUGCCUCAAAACUACAUACAAAUACUUUGCACUGCCUACUGAUGGCCAGAAGACACAGGCUCAGCGUGGUUCAGUUAAAGGGGCGAACGCUCAGGCUUUAAAUGAAGACAUCGUUUCAGAUUUCAGUCAGCUCGGCGUUCAGUCCCAACAUGAAGCUAAAGCUGUAGAAAAUGGUCCUGAAGACUCUGACUGCAUCAUUGAGGAAGAGGAGGAGGUUGAAGAAUACAGCGACUCCGAUGAAGAGAGGGAGAAGGAAAAAGUGGACCUGGGAAAAAGCAGUCUCUCUGAGGAUGAAGAGGAUGAAGACGUUGAAGUGGAUGUGGACACGCAUACCAGACAACACCUGGACAGCUUCACCACAGAGGACGAGGAGAUUUUCCCAGUGGAUGAGAUCUCAGGAGAGGAGCUUUUGUCCGAUGAGGAGGGUCCAGAUCUGGACACACCUGGUUCAAUGGAUGAGGAAGAAGAGGAGGAAGAUGGAGAGGGGGAGUUGGCAGCUGAGAAUGUUUCGCCUCCACCUUCAGAGAGCGCCAGUAAAGAUGGAACUGCAGAAAAUAAGAACCAAAAGCAGAAGAAACAAUAUGUGUUCACGAGACAAGCUUUCACCAAAGGAAAGGUAGGUCAGAACUCAAGAUAGUUUUCACUUUACAAGCAGUGGGAGUUCAACUCUCUCUGGAAAACAGUUUAUAAGUUCAAACAUGAGGAUAAGUGAUGCAGUAAUGUUGGUGGACCAGGAGGGUUUUCAUUGUCAGAAACAAACUCAAACUAAGUUUAAUCUCUCAUAGUCUCACAUGGUCGUGUGCAGCUUGUGCAAGCGAGAUGGGCACCUGAAGAAAGACUGUCCUGAAGAUUUCAAGAAAGUGCAGCUGGAUCCUUUACCGCCGAUCACCCCAGACUUCCUCAACAUCCUUAACAAAGUUUGUGAACAGUGCUACAGUGAGUAUUUUUUCUGACUGUGUGAGUGUUUUGGGUCAGAGGCUGGAUCACAUUAACUAGAUUCAAACAUGAAAACAGCAUCUUGAGUUUUAAUCAGCUGAAUGUGUCAUUGGAUUUAGGCCUUGUACACACGUAGCCGUUCAAUUUUGUCAACAAAUAUCCAACCCCCUCUGUUUAUUUAAAAAAAAAAAAAAAAAAAAAAAAAAAAGGUCAGGUACACAUCGUUUUCAAAUAAAAUCCCAUCCACACAAAACCACAGAAAUGUGCUAUUGACUGCGGUUAUCAGCAUGCCAGACCUGGAGUUGGUAGUAUUUGCCAAAAAUACAAAGAGCAAAAUUCCCUUUCUUGUCGUCACUUCCCCAAACAUGAAACAUAACCCUGUGUAUUUAGUUCGUGUAGACUGACAAAGAGGUGGAUUAGCUUUUAAGCAUCGUUUUGGAGUAUAAAGUCAACAAGACACAAGAAACGUGGAGGAAGGGUUAUUUGGUGUAAAAUAACCAACUGCAACUCCUUCUCCUUUGCUCCUCACAAGAAUAUAUAUUCUGGAUAUAUCUGAGCUGUCCACUGCCUGUCUUAAACAAGGACACAUAGUAUAUGAUGUCUAUCUAUUAGUUGUCGCGGACAAUGAUGUUUUGGAAUUUAAAACUCAGAUUAUCUAUUUCUUCAAAAGCUUCACUUUGGCCGGAAUUUUCCAAAAGCACCUUUUUUUAAUAACGUAAUCCUGCUGUUUUGUGUGGAUGGCAAACCAAAACGUAUAAGAAUAUAUUUGUUUUAGCAAAUACCCAUCAACAUGUGCACAAGGCCAAAGAAAAUGUAUGUAAUUACAUCCUGAUGAAUGUCACCUGUUGAUGAAGCAGCAAGAUUGAGCAGUAACAGCGCCCCCAUACGUCUAUACAAGGCAAACAACUAGUACACUACGGGUGGCUGGUCCUGUGGUCAGAAAGAUCUAGGUUGUCCUCAUACUCUGCAAUAUUUAUCAUCCAGCCAUCCAUUUUCUAUACUGCUUAUCGGGGUCAAGGGUAUUAUAUUUAUUAUUCUACAGCAAAUAGCUCAACCUUCUAAUCCAUAUGUAGAUAUACAAAAUACAUUUCCUAGUGGCAUUUUUCUAGACGGUCUCUUACUGAAUGAACCAACAAAAAGAAAAGAAGUUUGAUAAAACAAUUACAAUAAAGAGGGGGUAUCUGUUUCCUUUCCAGCUGACUUUGCUCCAGAUGAACUUGAAGUGGGUGUCAGAGAGCACAUCCUGCAAGACCUGGAAACCUUUGUCAGGAGACAGUUUGCAGGUAAAGAAAACCACUACGUCUGUCUCUGAAGCAUCUUCAUUUGUGUUUAGAUAAUGAUCAUGCAGAAUUAGCCAUGAAGAUGAUGGGCCUGUGAGUAUAUGUUAUUACAUAUCUGUCGGAUGUUCUCUGAUGAGCAGGAGCUCGGCUUCAGCUGUUCGGAUCAUCUAAGAAUGGCUUUGGGUUCAGACAGAGUGACUUGGACAUCUGCAUGGUGCUGGAAGGUCAAGAAACAAUUGAUGUAAGUUUUUUUUCUUAUGGCAAGUUUAAUCUGCAUGAGGAGACUUUUCUUUGUUAUAGAAGCUUUAGGUAUCUUCUUGUUUAACUUAAACUAAUAAUCAAACUCUACAGGGUGUGUAGAUUUAACUUUUGUAAGAAAUUAAAGUUUGGCUUCAUCAAACUCAUAAUUCAGGAAUGAUUGAAUUUGAUUCAUUGGUGGACAGAGUAAAGAUUUAUUUAUUUGUUUGAGCUGGAAUGACAUCCAACAAAUGUUCCAGUCUAAAUAAUGUAGUCUUUCCCUUAACCCCCCCAGGAUGUGGACUGCAUCAAUAUCAUUGAGAGCUUGGCGCGACUGCUGAAGAAACACCCAGGUUAGUUCAGUGGGUUUUAUGUAGGCAGUCCAAGACAAAAAACUUUCCAUAGAUUUGAUUUAUCUUGAUUAACUCGGGUCUCUUGUGGCAUAUCGUCUGAAGUUUGAGCGCAUUAUAGAUGAAAAUAUGUGAAUAAACAUCUGUGUAUUUGAACUAUCUGUCAACAGGUCUGAAGAACAUCCUGCCCAUCACCACAGCCAAAGUACCUAUUGUGAAGUUCUACCAUAUUCGCACUGGUCUAGAAGGAGACAUCAGCCUCUACAACACUCUGGUAAGGCUCAUUCUCUCUAAUAAAUUCCUAAAAUGCCAUUUGGCCUCAAAUUUGGGAUGCUUGAAGAAAAAUGUUUCUGUUUUAGGCUUUACACAACACACGCCUGCUGGCUUCAUAUGCUGCUAUCGACUGGAGAGUAAAGAUUCUCUGUUACGUGAUGAAGGUUUUCGCCAAGGUAAGAAUGCUUUAUAUACUUAAAGCUCCUCACUUUGUAUGCCCUCACUCUGAUUUAAUAACUUUAUAUUUUAGUGCCAAACCUAUUUUCAUCCUUUUUUCAGAUGUGUGACAUUGGCGAUGCUUCGCGCGGCAGCCUCUCGUCUUACGCGUACACCCUCAUGGUGCUGUUCUUCCUCCAGCAGAGAAACCCACCCGUUAUCCCCGUGCUGCAAGAGGUACUAUUGAUAACUUUGGAGAGCAAAAUAUUAGCUCAAUCAUUCAUUUAAAUUUCAGUUUUUUCAGCUUAGAUUUUGAAAUGUUAUCAAACAGAAACAGUUUCUCUAACAGCCCCGUAUGCUCUGAGUGAAUAAAGAGUGUUUAAGUAUUAAUCUAAGUAAGUGAAAUGUUUUAAUUCUUCUGUUUGUGAAACAGAUUUACGAUGGAAAAAAGAAGCCAGAAAUUCUCGUUGAUGGCUGGAACGUGUACUUUUUUGAUGAUUUAAAAGCACUGGUGAGCAUCUUCAUUUCACACAUAUUCCAUGAGUUGCCAUUGUAAAUAUCUUUAUUAAAAACUAUGUAUAUCACAGAGUCUUAAGAACAUGCCAACCUUGAUUCCUUCUCGCUGCAGCCCAGCCGCUGGCCGCAGUACAGGACCAACACGGAGACGGUGGGGGAGCUGUGGCUCGGCCUGCUCUGCUUUUACACUGAGGACUUUGAUUUCAGGGAGCAUGUGGUCUGCAUCCGUCAGCACAGCCGCCUCACCACCUUUAACAAGCAGUGGACGUCCAAGUACAUCGUCAUUGAAGGUCAGCUUGUAGAACACACUCAGGGUGCAGAUGUUUUAUAAGAUAAAAACAUGCAAGAACAAAAAUGGAACAGGAUUUUGUGGGACUACAUUUAGAAGUUGGAUAAAAAUAAUUCUAUGACAUGUUUUUUUUUUUUUUUUUUUUUUUUAAGAUCAUACCAAGCUUCUACUUGUUUGAGUUGAUGCAGCUUUCUAAGACAAUCACAUCAACUCUGUGUGGAAUAUUAGAAUUCCUAAAAUAGUUUUGCCUUCUCUGUCCUGCUCACAUUACAGAUCCAUUUGACCUGAAUCACAAUCUUGGUGCUGGUUUGUCAAGGAAAAGUAAGACAGUUUCUGUUCAUCUAUCACUUUUCUAAUGUAAUCUUUCUUUACCUCUUCAACUUUCCUUUCCUAUUUUAAUUGUCUUUUACUUACUCCCUUUUGUUUUUGUUUUUUGUGCUCAGUGACAAACUUCAUCAUGAAGGCUUUCAUCAACGGCCGAACAGUGUUUGGCACACCUGUCAGAACCCUUCCUCCUGUGUACCCUAGUCAGAUGGUCAGUAUUUGCUCUGUAAACUCAACAUUACCACAUUGAGGAAGCAUAAUCUGGGGAUUGACAUUGUGGCUUUAUAUUUCCCAGGAGUAUUUCUUUGACCCUGAAGUCCUGACUGAGGGAGAAGUGGCUCCAAACGACCGCUGCUGCCGGAUCUGUGGCAAGAUUGGCCACUUCAUGAAGGACUGCCCUUUGCGUAAGAAGUAGGUGAACUCACAAGAACUGUCUAAAUAAGUCGCACAGUUUAAGCAUCUGCACCAUGCCUGAAGCGGGGUGUAUUUGUAAUCUAGAUCCAAGCAUAGAAGGGACUCUGAAAGAAGACCUGAACACAUGCGGGACAGAGUAGAUGGAGAGGACGGCAUGGAUCAGGCCAGACACAAGAGUGAUCAGUGGAGGAAAAGAGAUGGAAUGGAGAUGCGCUGCUGCUACCUUUGUGGAUCAAGUGCCCACAUUAAGAAGGACUGUCAGUUCUACAGAAGCCCUGCAGGUUCAAAAUUUCUUGCUUGACUUUUUUAUAAAGACAUAUUUGAGCCUACAAGAUGAUUUAAUAAACUUUUGCAAAAAGUAGGACUUCUUUUGUCUGUGCCGUAGCAGAUAAAAUGAAGUAAGCCGAUAUUUAGCGAUGUUUGUAAGAUAAUGGUAAGCCAGUUGUUUUAAUUUUAAUCUUCUGUUGUCAUUUGGCAGGUAAUAUGAGAAUGGAAAACUAUUCCUCACCAUCUUCGGCCCACCUGAGGAAUUUGAGAGAGAAAGAGAGACAGGUACGAACUUAAAAAACCCUGAAUUUGAAAUGCAUAAUAAAAUAGUCUGCAGUUCACAGCUUUGCAAACCAAACACCUUUGACCUUGUUAAACUUUCUUCUUCAGGGUUUGCCAAUACAAGAAGAAAAGAAGAAGAGAAAGCAGCAAAAUGUGAUACUGAGUCCACAAGCAGGUAUGUAUUAAUACAAAAUUCUCCACCACAUCUGUCUUCAAAACACAAUUUUCUGUAAAGGGAUGAAGCUUUACCUGCAGAAUAUGGUCUUCAACAUAAAGAUGUGCACUUGUUCGUCUAAAAUGACAGAAUUUUUUUAGUUUGAUUUUGAGCAAACUGUUUUGUUUCAGGGUUAGUCACGAGGGACAGUGAGAGCGAGAAAUGUUCAGAGCAGCAGGUCCAGGUUUUUCCAUCUUCCUUUGCACAUUUCAGAUCAAAUUUGCUAAAUAUUUUGUUCAUUUUAGUUGCUGUGCUCUGUUUGUCUGUCUUGUUCUCUGAACUCUCCAAGCGCACAUUCUGUAAGCCUUGAUAUUGUUUGAAAAAAGCAGCAAAAAGCAAAUACAGAAGUCAUUUAAUCAGGGCGAUCUGUCAGGUUUUCUUUCAGCCUGGUAAGACAAGCUGUGUGUAUUAGUGUACUUAAGUGAGUUGUAAGUGUUGACAAUCCCAUACUGGUUUGUUUCAGGAAGUUUAGCCUGCCGAAACUUGGGUCGCUCUGGUCACAGGAAAAGCCCGGUGGAAUGAUCAGCAGCUGUGGCUACACAGACCGUAAGGUUCCACUCCUGUCCAGGCAGAGAGCAGCCACAAGUCCAGAGAUCCUUAAAUCUGAACGGGACUGUCGGGCAAAUGUGAGCCCGUUAAAAAGCCAAAGCCAGGACGCCUUCACUUGAAGCCAAAUAGGGCCUUUUUAUGUGUUUUAUUUUCUUUUCUCCCCUUGAAGCUCUCCUCCCAGAAGAGCUUUUUAAAGCUUUCAUUUUAACCAGAUGAGCCAUCAUUGUGCAUGCACCUCAUGCCUUUGUUUACCUACACUGCCAGUCAGUUUUUUUAACUCAUUACUUUUCACACAGUGUCUUGCAGAUUCAGUGUGAGAAACUUUACAUUGAAAAAAAAAAAAAAGUGUUUGUCAGGUGACAAAUAACUUGGAUCGUAUCAUCAUAAGGUUUUUGCAGAUUAUAGAAUACAUUUUUGUCUUAUACUUGAUUCUUAAGUUUUUGUUCCACUCACAAGCACAGAAACAGUUAGGGACUUUGUGUUGAUGAAAAAUUUAUGCUGUCAAGACAAAUAGAUAUUGCGAUAUGCAUGGUAUUCUGUCUGCUAUUAGAAGUUGUUCGAAGUCCAUUUAAUUUGAAAAUUCAUCCUCUAUUUUAAACCAAACCAAAAAGUCUCUUUUAGUUCACUUGUUUCUCCUUUUUAAAGUUGAAAUAUUUUAAGGCAAACUCACACUCCUUUUUACUUCAUGUGAGUUUCUUAUGUAACCAUGGGAAGUUUUGAGUAGCUGUGCACUUCUCAGAAUACCUUGGAUCUUGUUUCUUUGAGAUCCUCUUUGAUUUGUCCUCUGCACUGACGUCCAGCAGUUCAUCUCUACUUUAUCCUGCAAAGAAACUCAAUAUAAGGCAUCUCUGUUUGUGUGUCUUUGUGUUGGAGAAUCUCCCUGUAGAUAUUUUCCAGGAUUGUCCUUUUAUUUUUUUGAGACUGCUGACCCACCGCUGAAUUCACAGACUCCAGCUGCCCCCUUUCAUUGCCUCGUAUGGGUUACUGACAAGACAGUGAAGCUGCACUUUGUUGAUCCUGGCUUGUUUCCGUCUUUUUACAAUGAUAGGAAGUGUCAUAACUGUUGCGCACAUGGAGUAGAGAAGGUUUGGUGAAAGUUCUCAUAUUCCCUCUCAGAUAACAUUUCUCAGAAACCUAUAAACUGGUCCAACUGAUUGAGUACACUGCUGCAAACACUGUUUAUCUUUCCUGAAACUAGAGUUAACUCGGUGAGUUCAGUGGGGAGAUAAAUGUAUUUAUUUGCCACAAAGGCUUUGUUUUGUCGUUCUAGUGCCACCGAAUGGUAGCUGCACUGUGAGGGUUCAUGCCCUCGAGAUUUGUUGCUGCUAGUUUGUCUCAAAGACCUGCUUAUCAUUUUAAUUUGAAUAUAAACUGUCUGGCUUUGUUGUAGUCCUAAUAUGGCUGACUUUUAUUCUAAUGAAAAGAAAGUGCUGAUGGUAUUAUAAUCAAACCUUUCAUUUUAAUGUAGCUUUGUUUUUAUGCCAGCCCUUAUGCAUUAUUUUGAACUCAAAUUGAAGGUUUAGUUUGUUCUAAAGGAACCCCAACCCUCCCUGGAAAGGUGGGCUUGCAAUCCAUUUUGUGACGCAAAAAAAUAAACAACUCAAAUUCAA